AUGGUGGUUGAAAGUAAAAUUGAUACAUCAAAUAAUCAAACCGGCAGUCUAAUUAAAAAAGCUUUAGUGCAAGCAAUGAUCGAAAAGCGAUUAGUAGUUGGAUUAACAAACAUUGCACAAUUUUUGGCUCAAGAUCAUGUAAACAUUCCAAUAAUUUGUUUAAUAACGCCUUCCAAGACUGAUGAUUAUGCAACACAUAUCCAUGAAGUCCUCCUUAAAGCUUAUUGUCUGGAGAAUGACAUUUACAUCAUGAACUUGGACAGCUUAGAAAAGUUCAACCGAAUCUUAGAUUCUCCUAGACUUGAAUCAUGUGCUUUGAUAUGCGCAAAUCCAGCUGGUGAUAGUGACUGUGAAGGAAGUUUCCUUGAUGAAGAUUUCCAGAUGACAAAGAUUGAGAAGAAGCUUGUCGACUUUUGUGAAGAUCAUUGGGAUGAUAUGGAACAUUCAACAAUUCGCCUUCCUGAAAAAUGA
This is a messenger RNA of Clunio marinus, 471 nucleotides long. NCBI's taxonomy places the organism in Eukaryota, Metazoa, Arthropoda, Insecta, Diptera, Chironomidae. The record is from the annotation of a GenBank genome assembly.